UUCAGGCAACAUGCAUUAAUAGUUCUAAAAAACAACAUUUUUGAACCACAUUUGUAUUUCCAUGGCUGAUCAUUUAUGAAGAACUGUGUGAAGUUGUCUCGUCAUUUUGUUCACACAAAACGGGUAUAAGUUACGAAAUUCAGACCAAAUUUUUGUUACUAGAAAUGAUUUUGUGAAUUAAUCUUUCUCUGUAAGACUAUGAACAUACAAAAACUUUGUCUAUUCUAAUGAUUAUGUUUAAUAAAGAAUAAGGUUUGAGCUAUUAAAAUGAGAGACAUAGCAUUGAGACACCUCACUUGACACACCGCGUAGCACAGAAGCUCAGAAUGUUCAGCACGACAGGCUUGCGUCCGCUCUUCACCAUCGUGGGCAUCGUAUGUCUGUUGGCUGCUGUUGUAUUCGUACCAGCAGAAGCGAGGUCGCCACGACAAGCGCCUGACAACGCGGACUCGGGGAACUCAGGCGUCAGCGCCACGCAGAGCGGCGGCGCUGGCAAGGGCUUCUCCGUCAGCGUUUUCUGGUGGCUCGGUUAUCGCUCGAGUUAUCGCACGUUUGGUAGCAACAAUCGAUGGUUCUACAUCAAAACCAACCCUUACUUCUUCGUUGGACUCGGCCCGCUCGACAGACCAGGAUUUGCAGACUACGAGUCCCCGUAA
This is a messenger RNA of Hyalella azteca, 656 nucleotides long. RefSeq lists its product as uncharacterized. The transcript is spliced from 4 exons. The record is from RefSeq and is a predicted model, not a curated record. Bases 327 to 656 code for a protein of 109 amino acids. NCBI's taxonomy places the organism in Eukaryota, Metazoa, Arthropoda, Malacostraca, Amphipoda, Hyalellidae.